AUGGACUUGCUAGAGGACCUUGAGUCCCUCAAGUUUGAAUAUGGGAUUCAAGAGGAAGACUUCAGCUGGCUGUACCUGCAGGGUCGUUAUCGGGGACUGGUGAUCAAGGCUUGUGCCCAUGCAACCUUCUUCUGUAAGCUGCUCCAUAAAUUGAGAGACACAUUACCUGAGAAACUGACCAACUCAGGGGAAUCGCUAGACGAAACCACCGUUGCUUCUGAUGAGCUCAAGGUGGGCAUUAUUGGAGGCGGCCACCUUGGGAAGCAGCUGGCUCUGACACUGCUUCAGCUUGUCCCCAUCCCGGCUGAGAGCCUUCGGAUCUCCACGCGGAGGCCAGAGACCCUGGAUGAGUUCCAGAAACUCGGAAUCCAGUGUUUCUACCAUAACUCCAACCUGGUCGGCUGGGCCAACGUGGUCUUCCUCUGCUGCCUGCCAUCUCAGCUGCCUCAUAUCUGCGUAGAAAUUCAGCCCAGCCUCGAGGAAGUCUGCAUCGUGUACAGCUUCGUAGCUGCCAUUCCAAUACCCAGGUUGAAACUCCUGCUGAACCACACCAAUAUCUUGCGGCCUCAGUAUCAGUGUGUUGCAGAUUUUGUCAACUUCUGGGGAACCAAUAAGGACAUCACAUCUGCUCUCCAAGACCCCACAAUUCUUCGGGCCACCUGCCCCUACAGCUCUGCUGGGGGGAUCGUCCUCAACAUCAAGUGGUUAGAGGGGGUGUUCUAUGCAUUGCUGAAUAUCUGCACGGCCAAGGGCCUGCCCCAGUUGCAGGUGCUACAGCUCCUGAAUGAGCUUUUCCUCUCAGUGCAUGCUGAAGACUGUGAGGAAGGUGGAGCAAAUUGCCCCCAAUUUGAGAUACGGGACUUUAUCAGCAGAUUCUAUGUAAAGAGCCUCCCUCAGAAAAGGAUUUUCCCCUGCUUCGAUCUAACUGCUGUGCAGCUCAGUGAAACACCCUUUAGCCAGUGCCUCUCCGCCAGCACUGCUCUGCAGGACCACCUCACCUACCUCUACUGUGAUUCGUUUGGCAUCUCCCUAAACAAAGGACAUUCCUCAGUGGAUUCCACAGACUCUACCUCCCAAUAA
Messenger RNA from Condylura cristata (star-nosed mole), 1080 nucleotides. RefSeq names its product NADP-dependent oxidoreductase domain containing 1 (gene NOXRED1). The record is from RefSeq and is a predicted model, not a curated record. Gene Ontology annotation, biological process: L-proline biosynthetic process. The transcript has 6 exons. NCBI's taxonomy places the organism in Eukaryota, Metazoa, Chordata, Mammalia, Eulipotyphla, Talpidae. The coding region runs from base 1 to 1080 and encodes 359 amino acids. Gene Ontology annotation, molecular function: pyrroline-5-carboxylate reductase activity.